CCUUCCGUCUCGCCGCCAUAAAAGAUGCCCAUCGCCGCACACUUCCUCCGCCACCACCGCCGCUCCCGCUCGUAACUGUGCUAGCUCGAGCAUGCGCCGGCGACAACGAUGCGCUUCUCCAAACCCAACUGGCUCGUCCACGGCGGCGAGAAGAAGGACCACGAAGUCUACAGCUGCCACGUCUCGCCCGAUGGAACGCGACUGGCCACCGCCGCCGGCGAUGGCCACGUGCGCAUCUGGUCGACCGAUGCCAUCUUGAAUGCCUCGAACCCAGCCUACACCAAGCCCAAGCAGCUCGCGGCCCUCUCAAAUCACUCCGGCACCGUGCAUUCGGUGCGCUUCAGCGGCAACGGCAAGUUUGUGGCCUCGGGUGCCGACGACAAGAUAGUAUGUGUUUACACGCUGGAUCCGGGUCCGCCGUCGCAUUCGACUUUCGGCACCAACGAGACGCCGCCCGUCGAGAACUGGCGCAUCUGGCGCCGGCUUAUGGGACAUGACAACGAUGUGCAAGAUUUAGGUUGGAGUUGUGACAGCUCAAUCCUCGUGUCCGUCGGGCUGGACAGCAAAGUGGUCGUCUGGUCAGGAACCACCUUCGAAAAACUCAAGACGCUGUCGCAGCAUCAGAGUCAUGUGAAGGGCAUCACAUUCGACCCGGCUAACAAGUACUUUGCGACAGCGAGCGACGAUCGCAGCAUCAGAAUUUAUCGUUUCACACCGCCGCCGCCAGGCGCAACGGCCUAUGACCAGACCAGCAAUUUCACUUUGGAACACACUGUAACCGAUCCCUUCAAAACCAGCCCACUUACCACAUAUUUCCGACGCUGUUCAUGGAGUCCAGAAGGUGCACAUAUUGCUGCGGCGAAUGCCGUCAACGGCCCUGUCAGUUCGGUCGCCAUCAUUACCAGAGGCACUUGGGAUAGUGAGAUCAACUUGAUCGGCCACGAGGGACCGGUGGAGGUCUGCGCGUUCUCGCCGAGGCUAUUCUGCAGAGAUCCUCCACCUGAAGUGAUACCCAAGGACUACCAGUCACCUGGAGCGGUGACAGUCGUGGCAUGUGCGGGACAGGACAGGACAGUCAGUGUCUGGAACACUUCUUUUCCGCGACCUUUCGUUACGACCGCCGAGCUCUGCGCGAAACCUAUCAGCGACAUGGCAUGGAGCGCCGAAGGAGAGACACUGUACGUGACAUCUCUCGACGGGACAAUAGCCGCCAUGGCGUUUGAGAAAGGCGAGCUCGGGUAUCCUGCGCCGAACGCAGAUUACGACAAGGCACUCGCCAAAUUCGGCGCAGGCCGACGUGUCGGCAUCGUGGAGAGCACAGAUGCGCUCUUAUUAGAAAACAAGAGCAAGGAUUCGGAGAUGAAUAGGGUCGAAGGCAGGAUGGGAGACCUCAUGGGAGACGCAGGACCGACAACAAAUGGCUUGACAAACGGAGACGCCCCCAUGGCCGACGCACCAAACGGUGAGAUCGCGACUCCGCCUGCGCCUGGCCCUCCGAAAGACCCCCAAGUCGAGCGUGUCGAGAAGCUGAAGCAACGCGUGACGAUCACGAAGGACGGCAAGAAGCGUGUAGCGCCGCUCCUCUUGUCUUCGUCCAACACGGGAGAGUCCAACCUUCCUCGCCCUCAACUACAAGCUGCCGUUCGUCAAGGGCCGGGCGCAUCAGACGAGCCAGCGCAUACAUUAGAUCUCAGCAAACCAUACGACGGACUUCCUCCUGGCGGUUUAGCCACACUACUGAUGGGCAAUAAGCGAAAGUAUGCAGAAGUGACGGACGAAGAUGGCGAGAGCAGUCGCAACGAUAAGCGCAUACGUUCCAUGCAGCAGGCUGGUGCGACUCCUGUUGUCCAUAAUACGGACGACGGUCUUGCACUCGCGAGUAGUGCCACAGCGAAAACCAAUGAGCUUCCCGACGUCCUCCGCCCUGCUCUCAUCAACCCUAGCAUUGCCGUCAGCCAGACGAGGCUUGCUGUACCACUGCUGCGAAGCGUAAUUACGAGACCUCUGGACUCGAGACAGCCGGCUCCGGAGCAGCAGUCUGUAGUCGAGGACAGCGAAGCAGCAAUUGUCUUCGAAGCAAGAAACGCAACGGGCGCGUCGCGGACAGGACGUGCAGCGGAUAAGGACCCUACACGUAUCACCUUGUCCAAGCGUGGACAAAUUCUCUGGCAGGACUUUCUCCCUCGGGCAGUGCUUCUCGUCACCGGCAACAGGAACUUUUGGUCAGCUGCUUGCGAAGACGGUAGUCUGCAAGUCUGGACGCCGGCCGGUCGCCGCUUGCUCAGUGCUCUCGUCCUCGAGGCACAACCUGUGAUAUUGGACUGUCGGGGCUGGUGGCUCUUAGCAGUGACUGCAGUUGGUCACUGUUAUGUCUGGAAUGUCAAGACCAUGGCUGCUCCUCAUCCACCCGUACACCUCGCUCCGGUCUUGGAUAUGGCCGCAUCAUCUCAACAAGGCCAUCUUGUUGGCGGCCCAAGUAUUAUGUUCGCCCGAUUGAAUAGUCAAGGUCGCAUAAUCAUCGGGAUGUCGAAUGGCGACGGGUAUGCGUACAAUUCAGCAAUGUACGUUUGGCAGCGGCUCAGCGAAGCCUGGUGGGCUGUAGGCUCGCAAUACUGGAAUACAACCGACACGUCUCUUGCUUCCAUUUCUACCAGCAAGAACAAGGGCAAGGAGAAAGACGGUUCGACGUUUCUGGACGAAAUCAAUCCAGAGAACAUUUCAGCCGGUAUCAUCCCGCUACUAGAGCGGACUACCACAUCUCAUGCCAUCAUGAAGGGCAGAGGAUACUUCCUGCAGCGACUUGUUAAGCAGUUAUUGUCGGCCGAGGGCUUUGAAGGCUUCGAAAGCGCCGUCUCCAUUGCACAUCUCGAGAAUCGGCUUGCUGCUGCUCAAAUGCUCAGUGGCCGGGAUGAAUUUCGGGUAUAUCUUGUCAUGUACGCGAAGCGAAUCGGUGCCGAAAAUCUCCAGAAAAAGGCAGAAGAAUUGCUCCGCGGACUCGCAGGACGGCUGUUCGUGGACGAAGGAGAGGAUGAAGAUCUGCCAGGCGUAGAUUGGGGACCUGAUGACGAAAUUGUCGGCUGGAAGCGCGAAGCGCUGCUACAAGAGGUCAUAUACAUUCUGGGUAAGUAUAGGGACAUGUCCCGGGUGACAACGCCGUACGAUGCGUACGUGAGAGCCAUCAAAGAUACGGAUAUGGUCCAUGUCGGGGAGCAGGCCACGCCUUAGAGCGGCAGCCAAAAGCACGGCCCUGCCACUGUCGGACACAGAUCCACAGACAUUGGCAAUACAUCUAAUAUGGAUGUUAAUGCUUCAGCAACAGAGAAUAUGGAUGCCCCAGCAACAGGGAAUAGCGACUCACCAGACCGAAUGUCUCCCAACUCUGGCGUUCGUCCAGCUGUCGCUGCAGUGGGAACAGUUCUCGCUUCAGUUGGCCGGCCUGCAGCUGUGCCCAUAGCAACAUCGGUAUCGAGCUUACCAGCAGGGAACGCAUUGACCCCAAGUCGAGGGGGAAAUUCUUUGGCGCAAGAUGUAGCCAAUCUUGGACACGUGCCUACCAAAAGUGGGCAUAACGUAUUUGCGCUGCAACUCAUGGAGGGCAAAACCCGGUCACGGAGCAAGAAGGAUGACCAGAGAUGAUGUGACUAUUAUUGUAAUAGUAGUAGCAGGAUGCUAAGAUAUUGAUCGAUGGAAGGACUAUCACGUGAUGGGGAGAUGACUUUGAUGAGCGCUUACAGUCGCAAAUACAUUGGUUGUAUACGUC
Molecule: messenger RNA, 3760 nt
Organism: Cercospora beticola
Lineage: Eukaryota; Fungi; Ascomycota; Dothideomycetes; Mycosphaerellales; Mycosphaerellaceae
Biological process (GO): chromatin remodeling; DNA-templated transcription; regulation of DNA-templated transcription
Cellular component (GO): HIR complex; nucleus; chromatin
Molecular function (GO): protein binding; nucleosome binding
Source: RefSeq, a predicted model, not a curated record